Molecule: messenger RNA, 3894 nt
Organism: Cylindrotheca closterium
Lineage: Eukaryota; Bacillariophyta; Bacillariophyceae; Bacillariales; Bacillariaceae
Source: the annotation of a GenBank genome assembly
AUGUCGGAUGUGGAGCAAGUUGUCGAAGAACCUGUUGGCGAGGGUGAAGCCUCGGUCAACGAAGAUAAUCUAGACGAUGCCUCUGUUUCGAGUGACGACACUGUAGAACCAGACUGCUCUGCUGCAAACAUGUGGUCAUUCGCACUAAUUUGCUCUCGGAUGGAAACUCUGUAUCAGCUGCGGAGGGGGAAAAAUAAGAAAGGGGUCAAAGUAGAGCAGAAGUAUGAGUAUAUCAUGCCUAAGAAGCUUAUACAAGCUACGAAAGGGCAAAGUUUAUACCCACUGCUAAGACUGUACUGUCCUGAUAUUGACAAUAAGCGCUUUUAUAAUAUGAAGGAAAGCCAAAUUGCCACGGCGUACAUCAAUGCUCUGAGCCUCGGCGACGGCAGCACUGCCAAAAUGCUCAAAAACUAUACCGAUAGUCAACACGCUCCGCCGCAUUUAGUUGGUGACCUAUCACUUGUGGUAGAACAAGUCAUGAAGGAUCGGAGAACCUUUCCAAAAUCGAAGAUGCGAUUGCAAGAUAUCAAUAGCCUACUAGACGAGCUUGCCGGUCUAAAGAAGAAGACACACCAUCACAACCAUCAAUGGAGGGAAGGAAGUCAAGGAAUCAAACCAAAGAAGAAUGCCAACCUUAACGACAUGCGAGAAAAGUGGCUCAAAAAAGUAAUUGACAGCAAGAAACUGAGCCCCUUGGAGCAUAAAUGGCUGGUGAGGAUCAUUAUGAAGAAACCAGAAUUCGGAAUGCGCAGCAUGACCAUUCUAAAGUUUUAUAGCCGCUAUGCCCCCGAGAUUAUGGGUACACACAAUAGCCUUCUGAGUCUGUGCAACAAGUUGGCCAAUCCGGAGUACGAAAAGAAUAGAAGACAAAAGGAGGAAGAGGAAAAGAAGGCCAACCAAGGUAUUUGUUCGCGAUGGGAUCCACAAACCCAGCCCGUUGUUCUACGCAAUAUGUUAUCUCCCAUGCUUUCUUCCAAAUUAACCUUCGAGAAGGCAAUGGCGCAGGUUACGGCCAACCAUACCGAGUACCUCAAGGGUGCACAGGAUAUCAAGUGUCUCGCCCUCGAGUUCCCUGUAAUGUGUGCCGAGACCAAGUUGGAUGGCGAGCGAAUGAUUAUUCACUUCCAAAAUGGAACAGUUAGAAUGCACACACGCAAUGGGAAGUGGUACUCGGGUCUCUACAGUCCUGUACUGGGACCGGCAGUGCGGAGGGCGUUGCAAAACUACACGGUGGAUGCAAUUUUCGAUGGAGAGAUCAUGUCAUGGGACAAUCAAAAGAAAGAAUUGGUUCCAUUUGGUUACAAUCGUACCAUCGCAAACUAUCGACGGUCGUACAUGGAUCGAAAUGGUCUCCUCGAAGCCAUCGAUACCAAGCUCCACGAAGAGGAGACUGAUUCACGAGUGAUGACCAACCAGGAUGAUUGGGCCGUCAAAAAUGCUGAUAGAGAUGAAAAUGACGGAAAGGAGUGCUGGCUGCUCUAUUGCGUCUUUGAUCUUUUGUAUGUUGGUGGAAAGGAUGCUACUCGCCUGUUACAUAACGACUGCGGUUUGAAACACGUGAAACCAGGGUCAAUCAUCCAUUUGACAUGUCUUGAGCGAAAGCAAGUACUGCAGCGGUUGCUCUCGGAACAGGAACAUGAGAUCGAAAUCUGCAAAUCUGUAGUGAUCAGACCGAAUGGAGACUGUGUACCUGGCGAUGAAUAUUAUGGACAGAAGGUCAUGGAGCACGGAUACGAACGUACUUUUCUCGAUUCGACACACACAGCGAUGAAGAGACUGGUCACUUCAGUUGAAGAGAUUGAUGCUAAACAACGGGGUCACUUAGCAUCGAAUGAAAUUAGUGUGAGACGGGCACAAGCUGUCGAGGAAUUUUUCAGGACUGUUGUGGAACAUCACAGGAAGGAAGGGAUUGUAAUCAAGGAUUUGGCAUCUCCGUACAUACUUGGAGAACCAUCUCGUCGACGGAAGCACUGGUUCAAGUUCAAACCCGAUUAUGAGCGGGCCACUGGGAACGCAGUCGAUAUAGACGUUGUUAUACUAGGGGGUACAUACGCUUCAGGCCUCAAGCAUUCCGGCAAGAUUUCAUCAUUUCUGUGUGGAUGUGUCGAUCACGAGGACUCGUCUUCCUUUAUGACAUUUUGCAAUAUAAAUGGUGCAUCCACAAGCUUCGAUCGCCUCAACAAACUGUUGGCACACACUGGAUUCAAGCAAGCAACCAAAGAUAGUCCGAUGGAGUUGGGGAAGUGGUUUCUUUCAAGUGAGCUGCCACCAGGUGAAGAGGUACCUGAAUUCAUUUCAAGCAGAUCUUUGCAACGUGGAGAAGAAGACUACAAUGGCUGGAAAUAUAGCAAGAAUAAGAACUAUCCAGAUAUGUGGAUCAAUCCGGAAGAUUCUGUUGUCUUGACAAUCGAAGGACAGGAGCUGAUUACAACUGAUGAAUAUUCAGCUGGUGUCUGUCUUCGGUUCCCGAAAAUUAUUAAGAUUCGCCUUGAUGAAAUGGAAGGAGCAAAGGCCGCGAAUGAAGUUGAGUCUGACAGGGAUCUUUGGGACACCUACAUCACAACCAUUCGACAGCGCGAGGAGACUUCCAAAUUAAUGGAAUCCUCUCAGUUCUCACAGUCACUCGCGAUGCCAGAUAGAGCUGCAGUGUCUAGACGCUUUUUGACGCCAGAAGAAUUUAAGAGCAAGACCAAAAAGAGGAAAAGAAAGGCACAGAUAUUACCAUCGUCAAAGGUACCAAAGGUUUCUGCAAAGACGAAGAUUCUAUCAGGCUACAUGUUUGCGUUCUUAGAUGGCAAGUACUCGCUUGAUCCGGAGAGUCUGGAUGCAAAAGCAGCGAAGGAAGAAGGCUGGUACGAGUUGGCUACAAACUGUAAGGGGAAGGAACAUGUAAUGGAAUUCAUUCAAUCUCAUGGCGGCAAAGUGAAGGUUGGGCCUCAGGUCGGAGACAAAUUCGUCCUUGGUGGAAGAGAGACCGACGCUAGGGUCGUUCACUACAUGAAAGCAAUUAGAAAUGCAAGGGAGCAAGUUCGCACAGCAACGACAAAAAGCAAGAAGACGGAAGAAUUGAUGCGAAUGGCUGAAAGCGAAGGUGUUUUGAAAUGGAUAUUUGUUUACUCGAUUGUACAUCGAUGGAUCAACGAGCGCAAAGCCAGCGUAGAAAAUGAAGAGAUGCUACCUUCGAUCAAAGAGACUGACCCAAGCGUGCUGGUGCCAAAAGCACAUCACUACUUGACCCGAGAUGCUCUUGCGGAAAUAGACAGUAUUCAAGACAUUUUUGAUCUGGACACAAGCGACCUUACAGAAACUGACUUCGAACGAGCUUUGCUGGAUAUCGCCAAACAAUUCGACGACUUUGACGCCCCUUGGCAGAAUAAAUCAUUUUGGCUUGGUCUGUUGAAUGAUAAUGAAGAUAAUUCGAAGGAGAUGUUUGAGAAGGUAUUUUGGCCUAUCGACUGGGGUGUCACGAACAGAUGCCAAGUCGUAGUUUUUCCUCACGUUUACAAUGACAUCCAAAUUGAUCAAGUUGAUCCCAAAGAGGGACUUGCAGAUGCAAAUAGUGAUUACUGGGACGAAGUUGAGAAAGAAGGAAAAUUGGACGCCACAAGCGAUUGCGUCUUGUCCACACUUCCUCUAGCUCGAGGCAUGGGAGCAAUUGUUUCUUCAAGCUUCAAUGCGCAAGUAACACAUAUCAUUUGCGACUUGAAGGAAAAUAUCGAUGGCAUCAUUUCGACUAGCGAUGAAGCAGGUAUUGGUGAAGAAAUCUUCAGAGAUGCCGAAAAAUGGAAAUGCCUACUGCCUCAUUUGAAAUCGGUUGUAGACACGAACACAGAUGUAAAACUCGUGUCACCUGCCUGGAUUAGAAAGCAAUGGGAUGAUCAUUUCUGCACAUGA